Messenger RNA from Notothenia coriiceps (black rockcod), 2628 nucleotides. RefSeq names its product CKLF-like MARVEL transmembrane domain containing 4 (gene cmtm4). Lineage: Eukaryota; Metazoa; Chordata; Actinopteri; Perciformes; Nototheniidae. Gene Ontology annotation, cellular component: membrane. The record is from RefSeq and is a predicted model, not a curated record. The transcript has 4 exons. The coding region runs from base 710 to 1336 and encodes 208 amino acids.
GAGCGGCAUAGCUCCGUCCUGUCGGCGUGGUCCGGCUGGAUUCGUUUUGCAGGCUGGCUGUUAGGGAAUACUUAAAACUGGCGCAGAGCCUACACAAGAAUGUGCCGUUUUCAGAGGGGCGGAGACAAGCUUGCCUUGCAUCCAUAGUGAGGAAAGCAGCGUAAAGGCAGCCUCACUGUAGGCUGCUGCAGGGACUUGCAUAAGUUUACAAUAGGGAACACAAAGCUUCUCUCUCGGUUCUUCCCGGCCAUAAUGGGCGGAUGUUUUUCGGUCCCUCAGACGAGUCACACAGCCCGGUAGGCAUUUGUGUCCCGAUGCAAUGCUGCUGAACUAACCAGAAUCGUCCACGCUGGAGUGACACUGGGACUCGAACAAGUGACCCGCCUAACAUAGUUAGAAGUGCGGCUAUUUUGGAGAGACGCAACAUUGUACCCAGGAGGAAUCGGCGCAUGGUCACAUCCACGGACCCCAGCCUUAUAUUUCUGCGCGUGAUAUUGCCGAGCACCCUCCGCGGCUGCUUCCCCGUGGGGUGGCUCUGAAAAGUGGACAGUCUGGUUUGUUUUCUCCAUCCACUUCGAACCUGCAUGGAACAAAGUGUGCUUUCUGAAACAUAACCUGCGGUCUUGAGGUGGAUCCAGGCGGUUUGUCAGCGUGGGGUUUUAUGUGCUAACAUUGCCUGUCGAGAUUCCAGCUCCUUCCGACCUGUAUCAUGAGGACCACCGAGGAUGCAGAGGGCUUUGACGGCGAGGCCUCCAACACCUCCAUGAUCUCCGGGGCCAGCAGCCCGUAUCAGCCCACCACCGAGCCCGUCCUCUCUAGGAACGUUCUGGGGGGGAUAAGGUGCGACAUGGAGUACCUGAAGUCAUACUUUGGGAUUUUAAAGGUGGUUGAAGUGGUCCUAUCACUGAUUGGAUUCAUCUGCAUAGAGACUAUCAUGAUGUGUUCUCCCUGCGGGGGGGUCUACUUCUUCGAGUUUGUCAGCUGCAGUUGCUUCGUGGUAACCGGAGUCCUCCUCCUCAUCUUCUGCCUCAACCUGCACACCAAGGUGCCCCACGUCAACUGGAGCCUCACGGACCUGGUUAACACAGCGGCCAGCACCUUCUUCUUCUUCUUGUCCUCUCUCGUGUUGGCCUGCAUCAACCACAACACUGGAGCUGAAAUAGCAGCUGUGAUCUUCGGCUUCCUGGUGACAGGUGUGUACGGAGUCAACUCCUUCCUGGCGGUACGGAGGUGGCGCCGGGGCAAUGGGUGUCAGGGGGCGGCUCAGACCAGCGAGUACAUGCGAGCGCGCACGGCGUCUCGUGGAGAAACGGAGGCCAGGCCCGAGCUUGCAUGAAAGCAGGCAGAGAAUCAGACAGACUAAAGGAAAGACACACUACCAGCACCAGACUGAGAUGGAGUCUGCCUUCAGAUCAGCAUUUCAUUCAAGUGUCCAGUGGAAGGGCAUCUCCAGCUCACCACAUGCUUUUGACUUCUCAUCAAGUGUUCAUUUCAAAUCCACAGAUGAGCUCUAUGGUUUGGUUCAUCAGGCCUCCGGGCUUCAGUGACACAUACAGACUCUAAAGUAAAGAGCUCCAGUCAGAAGUGAAGGUAUACUCUGUAGAACUUUUCAUCCUCAUGUUUUUCCAAGUCAGCAUGAAGGAUGACUCCAACGAAGAGCCAAAACUAAAAAUGUCUGACUACACUCCAAUGCGCACUAACUCCCGUUCUGGCGUAGGUGUUGACUUUUUAGAAGGUUUUGUGUUUCACUGUGAAUGAAGUUAAAGAAGGUCAGCUUUUUGUACAGUUUGCUUAUUUUGCGCCGAUGUCUGUGAAGUCUGUGGUAUUAAAUGUAGCCGUGGAUCCAGGACCUGCAGCAUAUAGUAACCUAUCCACGACAGAGGCACCAGGACAUUUACUGUUAUCUCUCAGAUACUGACUUCAGCCUUUGGUUAUCAAGGCUGACAUUAGAUAUUUGAAUGUUAUGAUUACACAUGCUGUGUGUGUUUCUCCUUUGUCGACACUAACUUUACAAAUGCCUCUAACACCGGACCUCUAGCUGCUUUGAAUAUCUCUGCUGCCAACACGUAAACAGUAACAGUACAGGAUCACUCUUAACUGCAAUAAAGACAGCAGUGAAACAGAUUCAACACACAUUCAUCCAAUGGGAUUGACACAAUAAUGAAAAAUAUUAAAUAAAAAUCCUUCAUUUCAUCUUCCUUAUCUCAGGUUGUGGUUACCAUCAAAAAUAUAUUCAGACUAGCAUUCCUAACAUUUUAAUUUCAAGGUCUGUGUUGGGUCAACAUUGUGAGGCAGGAUUAGGUUGUAUCAGGUGAUUAUAAGGUAAUUGGUAUCUUGUGACUUUUGCACAUAUCUAUGGCUUCAGGUUACACGUAUGUUGAUGGUACAUCAGUAACAGUAAUUGAGUUGGUGACCUGGUCAGGAUCAAAGCCCCCAGCCUAUAGACUGAAUCUCAGGUAUUGACAACCUCCUUCCAUAUUGAGUCUAAAAAAAGGAUUUGAAAUUGAAUCACGGGUUGCCUCGUUCUGAUCUGCAUUUCUUUAUGCCAUUAAAACCACAAGUUAUGAUAUGACUGUCAUAGAGAAUACCAUUUUAGUGAAACUUUAAUGAUUUUUUUAAAUGGAAGAG